AUGCACCUGCUGUGUCAGGCCCUCGGGACCUGUUGCCACAAGACCAACGAAGCCACGACGGAAAGUGAGCAAGAAAUGUCCGGAGAGAAGGAAGUGGGGCAGCGCAUGAAAAGGGCGAACUUGAAGCGGUCACGGAGACGCAGCGUGUGUCAGAGGCCCCCGCAUUGGGCGUCUUGCCGUUUGCUUGUUCAUCCCUAUGUGCGUGCUCUGAGUCAGUGGAACCCAGCUAUUUCCAGCAGAACAGUUCCUUGUCCAAGAAGCUACAAGCUUCCCAAGGCGCGAAGGCGAGGCACCGCGGCUGCUGCGAUGGCCGGCUGGCGGAGGCUGGUCGUGGCGGCGCUCCUGCAGCUGGCCUUUUCACGCGUCCUUCCUACAGAGAAUUGCUAUGAAAAAGGGGAGCUGUCACAAGGAGGUAGAUAUUUCAACUGUUCAAAGCCACGUCUGAUCUUCAGUGACACUCCAAGUAUCCUCACAAUGGACUUUCGCAACAAAAACAAAAAUAAUGUAUUCAGUCUGUCACUCAACAGAACAGCCGAUGCCUUCCACCUCAUUACUCGGAAAGGAAAUGAAACAAUUAACAGCACGCAAAUUGAUUUACGAGACUCUUCAAGUAAACUCCAUCUAAAAAUCAACCGCUCAAGUGUGCGCGCAAAGACACACGGAACAUGGCGGAAGCUGGACAUUCCGAAGACAGACGAGAUCUUCUCCUUGUACUUUCGAGGAGUCCCUCCCAACCCUGCUCUCUGCAUCACGUGCUACGGAGAAGACAUCUGGCAAAACGGACGAGACGCUUAUCAGAGCACUGAACAAGGCGUCGUUCAAUCCAUCCAGAGCACUGAACAAGGCGUCGUUGAAACCACUCAGAGCACUGAACAAGGCGUCGUUGAAACCACUGAACAAAGCAUGACGCAAUCCCCUGGGGCCACGGAACAAAGCGAGACAGUAACAUUGUGGCCGCUGUGCUUCAUCCUGCUGCCAAUAUUGGGCCUCCUGCUGUACAAACGAAAGCACCCUUGUGGAAAGAUGCAGCUGCUGCGCCAGGCCCUCAGGACCUGUUGCCACAAGACUAACGAAGCCACGACGGAAAGUGAGCAAGAAAUGCCCGGAUAUUUUCACCAAGCUCGAAGAGAAGAAACUGGGACAGUGCAUGUUAAGGGCGAGUUUGAAGCGGGUCAGGUCGUAAGUGAAGACGAAUACGAAACAGUGAAUGACAUUAACGUUUCUGCUGAUGUUCACCAUUUCGGAAGUGAAGAAUAUGAAACAGUGAAUGACAUUUACGUUUCUGCUGAUGUUCACCAUUUCGGAAGCGAAGAAUAUGAAACAGUGAACGAUAUAUAACAGCUAAUGAUUGUUAGUAUGGUAGUAGAUGGCGUUAAACAUGAUGAUACUGACAAGCUCAUGCCCGGUGCCAGAUUGACUGUAAGGGAGGAUGAAGAUACAUGAAAACUAUAUGUAUGUCUGCUAAUGUUGUUUAACAAUAGACAAGUGUCAAAUACGAAAUGACAUGCAAAUUUCUGCUGAUGUUCACAGGUUCGGAAGUGAAGGAUAUGAAUCAGAUAUAUACUUGUAUAUACUCAACAAGUAUAUACAAGUAUAUAUACAUAUACACACACAUAUACAUACAUGUAUAUACAUAUAUAAAGGCACACAGACAUACACACUCGUGUGCGUGUUUGUGUAUGUAUAUAAAGAUGUUCAGAUUCAUCAUUUUAUGACGGAGGAAACCUGUACUAUAAUUUGUGUUGUGUAUAUUUCUGGACUUUGACGUAACAUAAGCAGGAUGUGUGAUAAGAAUUUCCUCUCACAUGAAUUAUCAUAAUAUGAUACGGACACAGAGAGAUUAGGGUCUCAGUGAAACAACACGAUAGCUUUACGUGUACAGUUUCUGAAUCAUAUUUCAAUACACUUGUUGUGUCCCACCUUUGUACAUCUGGCAACCAUUUCGAAGUAAACAUACCGUAAAUAGUAUCUUUAUGAAUGAGGCGAAAACCCUAGUUGUCUGUAACAGAGAAUGUGAUUGUUAGAAUCUAUUUUUCUUUCCCGUUUUCAAAUUGGCGACAGCAAAUGCAGUAAUAGUUAUUCUUGACUUUGUGGUGGGAUAUUUUUCACUGGAAUUGUUUAUUGUUCGAAAGGGCAACACCUAUGGAGAUGAGGCGGCCUUUACCCAUUCUUUAAACAGAACAAUUAUCAAUUAUAGCUCCAUAUUUCUUGAAAAAUGAAAACGCUUCAUGCUUUAAACAUACAUGUAUGGUAGUCAAAUCAAAUUAAAAUAUUUGCAAAAUUGUUGCGACCUUUGUAAUUAUUUCUCAUAUCGUAUAUAUAUAUAUAUAUGUGUGUGUAUUAUGCGUACGUGUGCAUAUUGUGUGUGUGUGUGUAUAUAUGAGCGUGUGUGGAUGAGCCUUCAUGUGUCUGCGUGUGUUCAUG
This is a messenger RNA of Penaeus chinensis, 2424 nucleotides long. RefSeq lists its product as uncharacterized. The transcript is spliced from 5 exons. NCBI's taxonomy places the organism in Eukaryota, Metazoa, Arthropoda, Malacostraca, Decapoda, Penaeidae. The record is from RefSeq and is a predicted model, not a curated record. Bases 1 to 1338 code for a protein of 445 amino acids.